Molecule: messenger RNA, 2242 nt
Organism: Diachasma alloeum
Lineage: Eukaryota; Metazoa; Arthropoda; Insecta; Hymenoptera; Braconidae
Product: modular serine protease
Exons: 9
Coding region: 1-2127 (708 amino acids)
Biological process (GO): proteolysis
Cellular component (GO): membrane
Molecular function (GO): protein binding; serine-type endopeptidase activity; G protein-coupled receptor activity
Source: RefSeq, a predicted model, not a curated record
AUGUUCAAGCUAAUCGUUUCAGUUUUGUUAUUGAAGUAUUGUGAACUGUACGCCGAAUCUAUCGGUAGUCCUCCGCCAUUCGUCUGCACCGAUGGAUCAAACAUUAAUUUGACGAAAGUUUGCGACGGAGUUGUGGACUGUCCCGAUUCGUCCGACGAAAUCCAGAAAUUGUGCUAUCAUGUGAUAUGUCCAUCCUCUUCAUAUCGAUGUAAUUACGGCGCUUGUAUUCCAAGAUCAUCUAGAUGCGAUGGUCGGCAAGAUUGUAUCGACGGAAGCGACGAACUCCACUGCGAUAUACUGCCGCAAUGCUCAGACCGAGAGUAUCGUUGCCUAGGAUCUCUCGAAUGUAUUCAGAUUUCGAAAACUUGCAACGGUUACUUGGAUUGUGCUGACGGCACCGAUGAGAGCGAAACUUUGUGCAGGGACUUUCCAUGUCCAGCACAUUCCUAUCAGUGCAGAUAUGGCGGCUGCGUACACCGGGAAGUCAUGUGCGACGGGGUGAAUGAUUGUGUCGAUGGAAGCGACGAAGAGGCUUCGGAAUGUGCCGCUAUGAAUUGCCAGGGUGAUGAAUGCCUCCAGUAUAACUGCAGAUCAGAUGAAUUCUCGUGCCUAAGUGAGCGGCAAUGUAUCCCCAUCUCCAGACUUUGCGAUGGAACUCGCCAAUGCCGCGAUGGGACAGAUGAGGCUUUGGACACCUGUUCAAAUAAAAAUUGUUCUAGCGGAUAUUUCCGAUGUGCAUAUGGGGGUUGCAUCCCGGCGUCGUUGAAGUGCAAUUUAGAGCCAAAUUGUCAAGAUUUUAGUGAUGAAGAAGAGUCGAUGUGCGGAGUCCCUAUUCCCCAGGGUGCUUGCCGCCUACCCAUGCCCAGACCAGGAGUUCACGUGUCGGUUUCCAACUGCCCCCUUUGUCGACCGGGGCAAAUAGUGCCUGAACUUACCGGUCUGAAUUUCUCUUGCGCUGCUGGAGGUUCCCUAGAAGGACCCACCACUGCUUUUUGUCAGAAUAAUCAGUGGGUUCCUCAAAUACCAACUUGCAUUUCUGAGAGUCAGGAUAUCACGUGCCCUCCGUUGAAUUCACCUGGAACGAGAAAACGGUGCGAAGUCUUAUGGGGACCCAGACAGGGAUGGAUAUCUUGCAAUGAUUCCAUUCCAGUCGGCACCAAAGUCAUUUUAGAGUGCCCAGAAUUUUAUGAGAGGGAGUCGGGUGCUUUACACAUUACUUGUCUCCAUGAUGGAACUUGGAGUCAACUUCCUCUGCGGUGUAGACCCGUGUGUGGUGUGCGAGAAACUUCAGCCAUAGCACUGAUCGUAAAAGGUUGGGAAAGUUCUCCAGAAGAGCCAUUACCAUGGCAUGCGACUCUAUUCUCCCACGAAAAUGGUCACUGGACAUUUUUCUGCGGGGGUAGUUUAAUUGGUGAACGAGUUGUCCUCACAGCUGGCCAUUGUGUAUGGAAAACCGAUCCAAAGACCAUUCGAGUGGUCCUCGCUGGCUUCUCCAGUAACUUCACUCUCGACGAAAGCGAUGAAGAUACUCAAAUCUUUGACGUUUCACGAAUCGAAGUACAAAGAGCAUAUCACGAUCACGAAGGAAACUACGGAUCAGAUUUGGCUAUUAUCGUUUUGAAUAAACCUGCGCUCAUCAAUUCUCGGGUUAAUCCCGUGUGUUUGAACUGGUCUCCGGAAUCUGACGUAUCUUUCAGAGGUGGAGAAAUGGGUUUGGUAGCAGGCAUGGGUAUCACAGAAAAUAGUACAAUUAGUCAAAGACUUCGAGUCACUAGUGAGAAAAUAAUUCCCGAGGAAGAGUGCAGAGACAGUCAAAAAAGAGAUUUUCGAAAAUACUUGACGUAUACGACGUUCUGUGCUGGAUGGAAUAAUGGCACUUCAGUGUGUAAUGGAGACAGUGGUGGUGGACUAGUACUCCAGAGAAAAAACUCCACCAUUUGGGAUCUCCAUGGUAUUGUUUCCAUCAGUCCUAGAAAAAUAGGGAGUUUCACCUGUGACCCUCAGUACUAUACAGUUUUCACAAAAGUGGCGAUUUAUGGCAAUUGGAUCGAAGGAAUUCUCGAGACCAUUCCGGUUGUUGGACCUCCCGAUCUGGACCAAUUACCAAAUGAGGAUAUACUUGUAUAACAUAAAAAUGUAACUUUUAAGUCUCUGAAAGAAAGAGCAGUUUUACUUGUCCUGGCAAAAUUUUUAUUGUGUAAACGUACAAUAUCGCAGAAACAUAAAAAUGAUUGAAUAUCCA